UCGUUUCCCUCUUCCUCGCUGCGGUCCUCUCCUUCGACCGUUCUCCUUUAAUCAUCAUGUCCCCCGUCGCUCUUUCAGCCCUCCUCGCCUUCGCGGCAGCCUCCACCGGCGUCCUCGCCCAGGACAGCACUGCUACCUCCUUCGUUCCCCUCGCCUCCAAGGUCUUCUCUUGGGACGACCUCCCCUACCAGGCCGACACCGACGACCUCGUCCGUGGCCGCCAGAGCGGUUACAACCGGUGUAACUCUACCACUGAGGGCGCCGAGUCUCUGUGCCAGACGGCGGUCAUCAACCACCUUGAUGACUUCUGCCUGUGGGCGCCCAUGCAGCCCGACACCACCAUUGGUGACUCGGAGGGUGAGGAGGUCGCUUGGUGCACCAAGAAGGGGCACGGCUCGCGCCUGAUCCCCGCUGGCGCCCUUACCGGCGUGCAGCUCACCAAGACCCCUGGCUACAUCCAGGUCGUCGGCUUCAUCGACCAGACGAAGAUCAACAUCCAGUCUGGCGACGGUGGAGGAGAGCUUGACCCCCACGGUGCUGAUCUCCGUGGUAACCCCCUCGGUGGUCUCGUCUACUCGAACGCGUUCGGCACCAACACCGACAACAACACCUACACUCAGGUUCACGAGUGGCACAACUUCAUGGGUAGCAACUCCUUCUGCUUCAAGGUCUGCGAUCCCUCCGGCCCCAACGCGGCGGACCUCUGCCAGCACAUCUACGACCGUAUUGGUGUCUCGUACAACUGCCCCACCGCUGCCCAGGACGGCACCUUCGAGUACUGCGAUGGCGACAACCAGGACCCCCCUGGCAUCUACACUUCGAACGGUCAGGUUGUGACCUACACCCAGCCCGCUGAGUCGCUCGGUGUUAUCAGCUCGAUGCCGUACGACCCCAAGGUCCCCGCGUCCUCGAACUGUGUCCAGAUUGCCUCGUCUGCUCUCUUCACCGACCUCGCUGUCGCGACCGGUGCUGCCAGCAGCGGUGCGUCUGGCUCCGCGACCGCGUCUGGUGCCUCUGCCACCGCUACCGGCACCAACAAGGCGAGCGGCUCGGGUACCGCGACCCGCACCAGUGCUUCCGCUGGCGCGUCGUCCACCGGUGCGGCCUCUGGCAGCAACGGCGCGGCGGCGUUCGGCGUCUCCGCGAUCUCGACGCUCGCGGGCGUUAUGGCCGCUGUCGCGUUCCUCGCUUAAUGGCCUCUCGAUCUCGUUCAUGAAGUUCACGAGCGGAUGAGGGAGGAUGGCGGGAGGACGGGCGGUGAAAUCCACGGACUUGCGCGUAGCUGCUACGUUGAACUACAUCUACCUCAUUCACUGUAGUGUUCGGACUACCUAGUAUCACAUCUUCUUGGCUGUCAUUGACUGAGCCAGAGGCAUACCCAUUGCUACUUUUAAUACCACCCGGUCUUGUCUCAUCUGAGUCGGUCGAGCAUUCCAGCC
This is a messenger RNA of Trametes versicolor FP-101664 SS1, 1439 nucleotides long. RefSeq lists its product as uncharacterized. The coding region runs from base 57 to 1193 and encodes 378 amino acids. The transcript has 4 exons. The record is from RefSeq and is a predicted model, not a curated record. NCBI's taxonomy places the organism in Eukaryota, Fungi, Basidiomycota, Agaricomycetes, Polyporales, Polyporaceae.